GGGAAACUACAAAUCCCAGUGGCCUUUGGGCGCGCGGGGGCAGUGUACGUACAGAACCUCCGGGCGAGGGGUCUCCUCAGAGCUCUAGGCUGGAGCCGGGAUUAUCUCUGCUUCCUGCGGGCGGGUCUCCGGUGCCUGGCUUCUGAGUGUCUGUACUGUCUCCAGGAGAGCCCACUAGGGCCAACCAGGCUGGCUAUCACUGUGGAUCUCAAGCUUCAUCAUGCUGCUUCCUUCUCUUUGGCUGUCUUCCACAGAAAUUUAUCUGCUGACAGCUCCCCAGACCCCUGCGUGGCCAGCAGCUGAAGGACCUUCCUCUGCCUCCCUUUGAGUAUCAGAUUUGAGGGUCAAGCCAAGGGAAGCAGUGAAAAUGUCUAAUGAGCCACCCCCUCCUUAUCCUGGGGGCCCCACAGCCCCACUACUGGAGGAGAAAAGUGGAGCUCCGCCCACCCCAGGCCACACCUCCCCGGCUGUGAUGCAGCCCCCACCAGGCAUGCCACUGCCUCCUGCAGACAUUGGCCCCCCACCUUAUGAGCCACCAGGUCAUCCAAUGCCCCAGCCUGGCUUUGUCCCGCCCCAUGUGGGUGCAGAAGGCGCCUACAUGCCUCCAGGUUUUUACCCUCCUCCAGGACCUCACCCACCCAUGGGAUACUACCCCCCAGGACCCUACCCACCAGGGCCCUAUCCUGGCCCUGGGGGCCACACGGCCACAGUCUUGGUCCCUUCAGGGGCUGCCACCACGGUGACAGUACUGCAGGGAGAGAUCUUUGAAGGUGCACCUGUGCAGACUGUGUGUCCGCACUGCCAGCAAGCCAUCACUACCAAGAUCUCCUAUGAGAUUGGACUGAUGAACUUCGUGCUGGGUUUCUUCUGCUGCUUCAUGGGGUGUGAUCUGGGCUGCUGCUUGAUCCCCUGCCUCAUCAAUGACUUCAAGGAUGUGACACAUACAUGCCCCAGCUGCAAAGCCUACAUCUAUACAUACAAGCGUCUGUGCUGACGGAGCCAGACUUGGACUCACCUGCCUGUCAGUCUGGCCCCAUGCUUUGCUCCCUGCGUUCAGUGGUCAGUUCCCCCCUCACUUGGGGUAGGAAGCUGUGCCACCAUCCCCUAAAAGUCCUGUCCUCUUUGCCUUGCCCUAACCUGAGCAUCUGACUCUUCCAGCAAAAGUUCUGUUGGAUUUAAGGCCAAGGGCCCACCAUGGGUGGCGGAGGGUGGGGGGUAGGGGUGGCACUGAGCUUGUGUAUUCCUGGUUUGCUUGACAUCUGUGACCCAGAAGAUAAGCUGAGAAGGGUCUCCUAUUGGGGUUCCCAUUCCUCCUUUCUCUAUAGGUCCAGACUUGGUCCUCACUCUCCCUGGGACCAAAAGCUGCCAGAAUAGUAGUGGGUCCCAGGCUGGGCAUUACCAGUGUGGGCCGUACCUGGAGCUGCAGUCGUUUCUGAUCUGCUGGGCCAAGAGUAAGGCAUUGUUUGAAGUUGGCCUGGACCCCAGAUGGACAGAGUUAAGCCCUGGGUUUGUUAAGGUGUAUGCUGUGCCUCUGCAGUGCCAGAGACAGGGCAUGACAGAAGUAGUGACUGCCAACUCUGGCCCUCAGAACUCUCAGGUAUGGAAACCCGGGAAUUCCUAAUUCCCGGUCCAUGUGUAAGGUAGCCAAGAGGGACUCGCCUUCACGCAACUCCCUCUGAGUCAGUGUGUAGACCCCCCCCCGGAGACAUCUCUAAGAACCCCUGUAUUUUUCUGGGUCCAGAAGGAAUGCCCACAAACCUAUCCUGUCCUGUGUACCCUGUUCUCACUGUGUGUGGGUGCAGCCUCUUCCCACUUGCUGUUGUGUCCCAGCUGGGACAGAUGGCAUAUAUGAGGGAACUCCUUGUAGGGGUAGUGGGAUCUGCAGUGCCCUCUCCAUUAGUUCUCUUCUCAGUAAGUGCUGGCCCUUAGCCCCAACUGACUUGCCGUCACUGUGCCCUGCAUUGGGGCACUCCAGCAGGAACAGCUGUGGCAGUGGGCUGGGGAUGAAAAAGGAGCAGGCACAAGUGCUAAGAGUACCCUAGUAGACAGCAGCCUUGCCCUGGGUGCAACCCAAAUCUGUCUUUACUUCCUGAAUAGUUUGUGAACUUGCCCACAUGGACACUGUGUCCUAUGGCUGACCCUCUCCUGGUCUCGCACUGCCACUGCAUGGCCUCCCAUCACUGUGAAUUGUGGCCUGGUCUCGGUUUGUAGUUUCUCAUUAAAUUGGCCCCUUCAUUCCCCCAUCCUGGGCCUCUGCUAUGUUGCCUGGCCUCCUUUUCUGAGGGAAAGAGGGUGGGUUAUAUGUAAAUCUACUGGAAGGUAGGGGGCUGAACCCAACUCUGGCAACAACAUUGGUACAUAAAGACUUAACUGUGCCAAACCAGAGCCGGGCGUGGUAGCACACACCUGUAAUCCCAGCACUCA
This is a messenger RNA of Fukomys damarensis (Damara mole-rat), 2424 nucleotides long. RefSeq names its product cell death inducing p53 target 1 (gene Cdip1). Gene Ontology annotation, biological process: intrinsic apoptotic signaling pathway in response to DNA damage by p53 class mediator; tumor necrosis factor-mediated signaling pathway. Bases 368 to 994 code for a protein of 208 amino acids. NCBI's taxonomy places the organism in Eukaryota, Metazoa, Chordata, Mammalia, Rodentia, Bathyergidae. Gene Ontology annotation, molecular function: zinc ion binding. The record is from RefSeq and is a predicted model, not a curated record. The transcript has 7 exons.